AGCACCUCCCCGUUCGCCCACUAUGCAUCUCAUGUACCACGUCGGCCCCGACGGCAAGCGCGUCUACACCCUCAAGAAGGUCUCCCCCACCGGCGCAAUCACCAAGUCCGCUCACCCCUCGCGUUUCUCGCCUGAUGACAAGUACUCCCGUCACCGUGUUACCUUGAAGAAGAGGUUCGGGUUGCUGUUGACUCAGAAGGCCGACUCCGCUAAGCCUUGGUAAACAUCCAUGGAGGCGAGAAAGAGAAGGACAUAGGAGAAGAGAAGCAUUAAGCGAUACGAAUGUCAGCGGGACGAAGUGUUCGGACGCCGCGCAU
Saitoella complicata NRRL Y-17804 is the source of this 317-nucleotide messenger RNA. Its product is annotated as Nop10p-domain-containing protein. Gene Ontology annotation, cellular component: box H/ACA telomerase RNP complex; box H/ACA snoRNP complex. The record is from RefSeq and is a predicted model, not a curated record. The transcript is spliced from 2 exons. Gene Ontology annotation, molecular function: box H/ACA snoRNA binding; telomerase RNA binding. Lineage: Eukaryota; Fungi; Ascomycota; Saitoellomycetes; Saitoellales; Saitoellaceae. Gene Ontology annotation, biological process: positive regulation of telomerase RNA localization to Cajal body; snRNA pseudouridine synthesis; ribosome biogenesis. The coding region runs from base 23 to 223 and encodes 66 amino acids.